Dermatophagoides pteronyssinus (European house dust mite) is the source of this 3957-nucleotide messenger RNA. RefSeq names its product 5-oxoprolinase. Gene Ontology annotation, cellular component: cytosol. The record is from RefSeq and is a predicted model, not a curated record. NCBI's taxonomy places the organism in Eukaryota, Metazoa, Arthropoda, Arachnida, Sarcoptiformes, Pyroglyphidae. Gene Ontology annotation, molecular function: 5-oxoprolinase (ATP-hydrolyzing) activity. Gene Ontology annotation, biological process: glutathione metabolic process.
UAUCGUUCGAUUUUUUUUAAUAUAAAAACCUCCACAAAAAAAGCAAAUCACAUAAUUAGGUUCACAUAAUUUUCAUCGUUGUUUUGUUCGUUAAAAUUUUCAAAAUUUUCAAAAAUGUUUCGCAUUGCAAUGGAUCGUGGUGGUACAUUUACCGAUGUUUUUGCUAUCGGUCCAAACAAACAGAUUAUUACAUUGAAAUUGAUGAGUUCAAAUCCCAGCCAUUAUAAAGAUGCACCAUUCGAAGCAAUCAAAAGAAUUUUGAAUAAAGAAAAUCCUGAUGAUUCAUCAUUACAACCAAAUUUGGAUAUGCUUGAUUCGAUUCGUAUGGGAACAACUGUUGCUACAAAUGCAUUACUUGAACAUAAAGGUGAAAGAGUUGCGAUUGUAUUGACAAAAGGAUUUCGUGAUAUAUUUCAAAUUGGCUAUCAAAAUCGUGAAAAUAUUUUCGAAUUAGAUUUAUCUGAUCCAUUUAUUCUUUAUGAACAAGUUAUCGAAGUUGAUGAACGUAUUAUUAUGUUUGAUGAACAAUGUGAAAUCACUAGAAAUUCAAAUAAUGAUAUACGUUUUGUUGAUGCUAUUACCGGUGAUAAAGUAGGUAUAUUGAAACAAAUUUGUUUGGAUGAUGUACGAAAAGAUUUACAGAAAUGUUUUGAUUCUGGAAUUCGAAGUUUAGCAAUAGCUUUUAUACAUUCAUAUCUUUAUCCGGAACAUGAAUUGAUUGUUGAAAAAUUGGCCAAACAAAUUGGUUUCAAUCAUAUAACAUUAUCGCAUAGAAUAAUGAAAAUGAUACGAUAUGUACCUAGAGGAAUGACUUCAAUACUUGAUGCCUAUCUUACACCACAUAUUCAAUCUUAUAUUGAUAGUUUUUUGUCCAAUUUUAAUGGGAAUUUUGACCAAAAAAAAUUAUUAUUCAUGCAAUCGGAUGGUGGUCUAACAAAUGUAUCGAAUUUUAGUGGUUGUCGAUCAAUAUUAAGUGGUCCGGCUGGUGGUGUUGUUGGUUAUGCAUUAACAACUGUCAAUGAUAUUGGUAAUGAAAAACCAAUUAUCGGUUUUGAUAUGGGUGGAACAUCGACCGAUGUUAGUCGUUAUGAUGGAAAAUUGGAACAUAAAUUUGAAUCAAAAAUUGCCGAUGUUAUUAUACAAUAUCCACAAUUGGAUAUACAUACGGUUGCAGCUGGUGGUGGUUCACGUUUAUAUUUUCGUAAUGGUUUAUUUGUUGUUGGCCCAGAAAGUUCAGGAUCAUAUCCAGGACCUAUUUGUUAUAGAAAUAAUGGUUAUUUAUCGGUUACCGAUGCUAAUCUUUGUCUGGGAAGAUUAUUACCGGAUUAUUUUCCAAAAAUUUUUGGUCCAAAUAAAAAUCAAGGAUUAGAUAGUGAUGCUGUACGAAAAGAAUUCAAAUCACUUUCAAUAAAAAUUAAUGAAUAUUGUCGUAAUAAUGGCCGUAAAGAAAUGACAAUUGAAGAAAUUGCAUUAGGUUUUAUUAUGGUUGCAAAUGAAACAAUGUGUCGACCAAUUCGUUCGAUAACACAAGGUAAAGGAUAUGAUAUAAAAAAACAUGUUUUAACUUGUUUUGGUGGUGCUGGUGGACAACAUGCCUGUUCAAUAGCCCGUUCACUUGGAAUCGAACAAAUAUUUAUACAUAAAUAUUCGGGAAUUCUUUCUGCAUAUGGUAUUGCAUUAGCCGAUAUUGUACAUGAAGAAACAAUGCCUUGUUCAUUAUCAUAUGAACGGAAAAAUUUAAAACAAAUUAAUUCAAUCAUUAUAAAAUUAUCGGAAAAAUGUGAUAAUAUUUUAAAACAAAAAGAUUUCAAUGAAAAUCAUAUUCGUUUUGAAAUUUUUCUUAAUUUACGUUAUGAUAAAACUGAUUUUUCAUUAAUGGUAACCACCUGUUCUGGUAAUGAUAGAAUAACCUUAUGUAAUGAUGAUAAUUUUCGUCAAAAAUUUCUUGAACAAUAUGAACGUGAAUUUGGUUUUAUUAUACCGGAUCGUACAAUCAUUGUUGAUGAUAUACGUAUUCGUUCGAUUGGAUUUAUUGAUGAAACAUAUUUACCCGGUUAUGAUGAACAACCAUCAAUGAAAAACAUUGAAAAAACAAUAACAACAACAACAACAAAAUCAAUUGGAAUAACAAAAUGUUAUUUUGAAAAUAUUGGCUAUAUUGAUACACCGAUUUAUCGUUUUGAUCAUCUACAAUAUGGUGAAUGUAUUCAAGGACCGGCCAUUAUUAUUGAAACAAAUAGUACAAUUUUAAUUGAACCAUUAUGCGAUGCUAAUGUUACUAAACAAAAAAAUCUAUUAAUCAAUGUACAUUCGAAUGUAUCACAAUCAUUGAUGACCACUGAAUUGGAUCCAAUUUAUUUAAGUUUAUUUUCACAUAUUUUUAUGGGUAUUGCCGAACAAAUGGGUUCAGCAUUAAAACAUACGGCUAUUUCGACUAAUAUUAAAGAACGUUUAGAUUUUUCCUGUGCAAUAUUCAGUGCUGAAGGUUAUCUAGUAUCGAAUGCUCCACAUAUACCUGUACAUUUAGGUUCAAUGGGUAAAGUUGUUGAAUAUUUAUAUACCAAUAUUGAAAAUAUGAAUGAAGGUGAUGUUUAUCUAACAAAUCAUCCAUCUGAAGGUGGUACACAUUUACCCGAUUUAACCGUUGUUACACCGGUAUUUCAUGGUAAAUCAAAACCAAUUUUUUUCCUUGCAAGUCGUGGUCAUCAUGCUGAUAUUGGUGGUUUAACACCUGGUUCAAUGCCAUCAAAUUCAACACGAUUGAUUGAAGAAGGAGCACAAUUUAAAUCAUUUAAAUUAGUAUCGAAAAAUAUUUUUCAAGAAGAAAAUCUUAUCAAACAUUUAAUGAUGCCAAAAAAUUAUCCCGGUUGUAGUGGAACCCGAGCUUUGAAUGAUAAUCUAAGCGAUUUAAAAGCACAAAUUGCUGCCAAUAAUAAAGGAUUAAAAUUAGUCAAUGAAUUAAUUGAUCAAUAUGGUUUGGAAGUAGUGUUAGCCUAUAUGAAUCAUAUACAACAAAAUGCUGAAUUAGAAGUACGUGAUUUGAUGCGAAAAAUUGCCAAAGAAAAAUGUUCGAAUAUUCUUAUGGCAAACGAUAUGAUGGAUGAUGGUUCAAUUAUUGAAUUGAAAAUCAUGAUUGAUCCAUUGAAUGGUCAAAGUAUUUUUGAUUUUACCGGUACCAGUGAACAAGUACAUGGAAAUUGGAAUGCACCUGAAUCAAUAACAUAUUCAGCUGUUAUUUAUUGUUUACGUUGUAUGAUUGGUCAUAAUAUACCACUUAAUCAGGGAAUAUUAUCAGCAAUCAAGAUAAUAUUUCCAAAAAAUUCAUUAAUAUCACCGGAUAUAGAUUCGGCUGUUGUCGGUGGUAAUGUAUUGACUUCACAACGAAUAACCGAUGUUAUAUUCAAAGCAUUCGAUAUUUGUGCUGCAUCACAAGGUUGUAUGAAUAAUAUUACGUUUGGUGAUUCGAAUGUUUCAUAUUAUGAAACAGUUGCCGGUGGUGCAGGUGCAACAGCAAAUUGUUCAGGUAGAAGUGGUGUUCAUACACAUAUGACCAAUACAAGAAUGACUGAUGUUGAAAUAUUUGAAAAACGUUAUCCAGUAAUAUUGAAAAAAUUUUCAAUCAAUUAUCAUACAGGUGGAUUAGGAUUGAAUUCAGGUGGUAAUGGAAUUAUACGUGAAAUUUUAUUUCGAAAAAAUUUAACACUUUCAGUAUUGACUGAACGUCGUGUUUUUAGCCCGUAUGGAAUAAAAGGUGGACAAAAUGGUAAACGUGGUAAAAAUUUACUACAAAAAAAUAAUGGAAUCGUUAUCAAUUUGGGUGCUAAAAAUACUAUCCAAGUUAAUGCAGGUGAUGUGUUUCAUCUGGAAACACCUGGUGGUGGUGGAUAUGGAUCGAUGGUGGCGGUGGCGGACAAAUAAUUAAUUUCCAUUUUCAUUUAUCAAUUCUUGCCAUUGUUU